Nematocida major is the source of this 285-nucleotide messenger RNA. RefSeq names its product BolA family transcriptional regulator, general stress-responsive regulator. The record is from RefSeq and is a predicted model, not a curated record. The coding region runs from base 1 to 285 and encodes 94 amino acids. The transcript has a single exon. Lineage: Eukaryota; Fungi; Microsporidia.
AUGCCUCGCAUAGAAAGAAUAGAGAAGUUUAUACGGGAAAAGUAUCCAAACGCGAGCAUACGCAUCACAGACAAAACAAAAGAGCACCUUGGGCACAAAGAAAUCCUUUCUCUGGACAACCCGCAGGAGACGCACCUGGACAUAAAGGUGUGGGACGAGUCUUUUAAGGGCUCCAGGCCCAUUGACUCGAUCAGAGAAAUAAACAAAGCAAUAAAAGGCGAGUUCGAGCAAGGCCUGCAUGCUGUAACGAUCGACUGCUCGCAGCCAGACGCCCCAGAGCAGUAG